This is a messenger RNA of Mesitornis unicolor (brown roatelo), 681 nucleotides long. RefSeq names its product V-type proton ATPase subunit S1-like. Gene Ontology annotation, cellular component: proton-transporting V-type ATPase complex. The record is from RefSeq and is a predicted model, not a curated record. Lineage: Eukaryota; Metazoa; Chordata; Aves; Mesitornithiformes; Mesitornithidae. Bases 1 to 681 code for a protein of 226 amino acids. The transcript is spliced from 7 exons.
AUGACACGGCUCCGCUCCGCCGCUCCAGCCCCGCUGCUCUGCACCCUCGCUGUGCUCUUCCAAACCCCCCUGGCAGUGCACCAUGUACCCAUGCUGCUUUGGUCAACUCAGAGAUCACAGUGGAAUCCAGACGCUGCUUUGCACGAAGGACACAUUGUCUCAACACAGGAGCUGACUGCACUCUUGCAACCUGUUUUUAGCCCGAAUUCCAGAAAUCUCAUCUUGUUCCUGCAAGAUACACUUAGCAUAGAUGAUUUCACAUACCACGGUGAAUCCUAUGGUAACAAGAAUCCAUUUCAAAAUGUUCAGGAAAUUCUUCAGUCUUCUCCUUCAUCUUUAGUUUUGCCAGCUGUUGACUGCGAGGCUACCAGGCAUCUUCUGAGCUUUCUUCAGGAGUCAGGACAGUGGAAGUUAACAAACGUAACUGAUCUUGAUGUCUCUCAGCUGGAAGUGAAUACAUCUACACCAAACUUACUGGUGGUUCAGCUACAACCUCUUGUCAGUGGUUUAAAUGAGAUUUCUGCCCUGGAAGCAAUUGCUGAAAACGAGGAGUUGUUAGUUCUCCCUUCUUCUCCCCACAACUUACUGGAUAGAAAAACACUGCAGACGUGUAGUAGGCUGCCUAGAAGUUCACAAAGCCUCUUAUGUUUGUCACAGCAACUUCUUUCCUCUCCGCUGUAG